AUGAGCGAGAAUACGAAGCCACGUCCGGAACAGAUUCACGAGAGCGUCUACAUCGCCCCGGGGGCGGUGGUUAUUGGCGACGUCACGAUUGGCGAAGAAUCGAGCGUGUGGUUCAACGCCGUGCUGCGUGGUGAUGUCGAGGCGAUCAAAAUCGGAAAGCAGACGAAUAUCCAAGACGGUUGUGUGCUACAUGCCGAUCCAGGGUUCCCCUGCACGCUCGGCGAUGGCAUCACCGUCGGUCACGCGGCCAUCGUGCAUGGCGCGACCGUUGGCGACAACGUCACGAUUGGGAUGAAGGCCGUCGUGAUGAACGGUGCCACCGUCGGAGAAAAUUCCAUCGUGGCCGUAGGGGCGGUGGUGACCGAAGGGACUCAAAUCCCACCCGGCUCGCUGGUGAUUGGCAUUCCUGGCAAGGUGAAGCGCGAACUCAGCUCUGAGCAGAUAGAAAUGAAUCGCAUGGGGGCGGCGCACUAUGUCGAGAAUGCCAAGGCGUUCGCCAAGAGCGAUGCGGAAGACGCUUGA
Molecule: messenger RNA, 522 nt
Organism: Cladocopium goreaui
Lineage: Eukaryota; Dinophyceae; Suessiales; Symbiodiniaceae
Source: the annotation of a GenBank genome assembly